Messenger RNA from Solanum stenotomum, 2130 nucleotides. RefSeq names its product F-box/FBD/LRR-repeat protein At1g13570-like. Lineage: Eukaryota; Viridiplantae; Streptophyta; Magnoliopsida; Solanales; Solanaceae. Gene Ontology annotation, molecular function: protein binding. The transcript is spliced from 5 exons. Bases 1 to 2130 code for a protein of 709 amino acids. The record is from RefSeq and is a predicted model, not a curated record.
AUGUUAUUAUCCUUGGCUGCAAAUUUUGAUUGGCCACUACAACAAUUUGAUGUGAAAAAUUCUUUUCUACAUGGUGAGCUGUCUGAAAAAGUCUAUAUGGACUAUCCUCCAGGGUACGAGAUACCGAGAUUACAUGAUUAUAGAAUAUGCAGAUUGAAGAAAUCACUUUAUGGAUUGAAACAAUCACCAAGAGUGUGGUUUGGAAAAUUCACCAAAUCUAUGAAGGCAUUUGGCUAUACUCAAAGAAACACUUAUCACACUUUGUUCUUAAAGAGACAACAAGGUAAAAUUAUUGCCCUUAUUGUAUAUGUUGAUGACCUGGUGGUGACUGGAAUUGACCCGGAAGAAAGGAAAGCUCUCCAAAGCUACCUGUCUAAAGAAUUCAAGCUAAAAGACCUUGGUCCAAUAAAGUUUUUCCUUGAAAUUGAAGUGUCUAGAUCAUCUAAAGGAAUUUUCUUAUCCCAAAAAAAAUAUACUUUAGAUUUGUUAAAGGAAACUAGCAUGACAGCUUGCCAACCAGCUGAUACACCUGUUGAAAAAGGCUUGAAUUUAAUUGUUGAACCUAAUCAAAUUCCAGUUGAUAAAGGAAGAUAUCAGAGACUUGUAGGAAGAUUGAUGUACCUAGCACACACAAGACCAGACCGUGCUUAUUCUUUAAGUGUGGCUGCACGUGAUAUUGCACAUAAUCCGGUACAACACGAUCGUACCAAACAUGUAGAAGUAGACAGGUUUUUCAUCAAGGAUGGAAAGAUAUUAGAGUUACCUAAGAUUCGAUUGGAGGACCAAUUGGCUGAUCUUCUUACUAAAGCAGCUUCAAAUUCUUGUUGCCAAUCAUUUAAUAUUAUGCCUCAAAAUGAAAAAAAACAACUCGUACCUCUCCCCGAUGUACUUAGCAACCUUCCCGAUAGUGUAAUUGAUGACAUUCUAAUGAGUUUGCCUUUACGAGAUGCUGUGAGGACAAGCAUCUUAUCGAAGAAAUGGAGAUAUAAUUGGUGCAAACUUCCACAACUGAAACUUGAUCAAACACUUUGGGAAACAGCAGAGGACUUAAUAUCCCCUACAAUUGGAUUUACUAACAUUCUUUGUCACUUCUUGACCCUUCAUACAGGACCAAUUACCAAGUUUAUCCUAGAUAUUCCUGAUCUAGAAACAUGUCCUAAUAUUGACCACUUGAUAUAUUUCCUCUCUCGGAAUGGCAUUCAACAUCUUGUCCUUAAACCUCCACUUAGUAGUAAACCAUACAAAUUGCCUUCUUCAUUCUUCACAUGUUCGCAAUUGAGGCAUCUGUUUCUCAGGGAAUGUCUAAUACGUCCUCCACCGGUCUUUAAGGGAUUUGAUAAGUUAACUAGCUUAGAACUAAUUGAAGUCAAAAUUUCUUCUGCAUUGCUUGGAAGUUUAAUCUCACAUUGCCCUUUGCUUGAGCAUUUGGUGCUGCAGCACGAUGCGAUUACAGAUCACAUUGAAAUUAGUUCUCCCAAGCUGAGGUCAUUUAUCUUCACCGGCAGUAUAAAGUUUUUACAUUUAAAGAAUGCCCCUCUUCUUUCCAAAGUUUCAUAUGAGCCUACAGAAUUUCGUGUAAAGGCAGAACAUGAUGUUUGCAAGAUUUUUGAGUCUAUUCCUGCUCUCGAGAAUCUCUGCUGGAUUAACGAUUGUGUCCAGGACGUGCGUGUUGGACCAGCUGAAGUUAUACCAACAAGGCUCCCUUAUGCUCUUCACUGUCUUAAACGCCUUUACAUAUCUGGCAUUACUCUGGGAGAAUUCUUUGAUGUUUCGUUUGCUCUUUGCUUGAUAAGAAGCUCUCCAAAUUUAGAAGAAAUUGAAAUUGAGAUGUAUGUUGUUAGUGAUGAGGACUAUUUUGUACAUGUGCCCCGGGAGGCUGUUGAUGAGAUUCAUGCUAGCUUCUCAGAUAUGACAUUUAAUCACCUGAGGACGAUUAAGCUUAGCAAUGUAGCAGGAGCAGGGGCUGAAAUGCAACUUAUCAAGGUUUUAUUGGCCAAGUCUCCAGCACUGGUCAAAAUGGUAAUCGAUCCCUAUAGAAUGAAAGCAGAAAAAUCUCUCAAAGUACUCGCAGAGAUAACAAAUUUUCAGCGAGUAUCAUCUAAAGCCCAAGUUGGAUACAAUGUAGAUUAG